AUGGCGAUCUCAACAGAUACUCCUGUAACACCCCGGCUGCGCGUCGCCAUCUCAGGCGGAGGACCCGCUGGGCUUGCAGCGGCCAUAGCCCUUCUGGAAAAGCCGGGCUUCGAGGUCACGAUAUACGAGCAAGCCACAGAGCUGCGAGAAGUCGGCGCAGGGCUCAGGGUUGGCUACAAUUCUUGGAGAGUUCUUGGCCUCCUGGGAGUCGCAGACAAGGUCAAGGGCCAUAUCAAGGUCGACCACCAACAUCGGGACGGAGUUACUGGAGAGGUGCUGUACACGUAUCCGCCCUAUGAGGGCGACUGGAAAUACCAUGAUACUCGAAUCAGGCGAACUGUGUUACAAGACGCACUGAAGAGCCGCGUCCCUUCUCGCAUAAUUCAACUGAAAAAGCGAUUGGUUGACUUGGUACAACAACCUGGAGGAGGCGUAACAUUACUGUUUGAGGACGGCACGUCUGCACACGCGGACCUGGUUAUUGGUGCAGAUGGUAUUCGAUCUGCGGUCCGAAGAGCUACAUUUCCUGACCACGCGACCACUUACAACGGGACUACUAUCUGGCGGUGCUUGAUACCACUGGACGCUGUCGACCAUUUAUCAAUCACCAAGUACACUGCGUUUCACCAUGGCCCCAAGAGAAUGUUUAAAUGCUCAGUGGUAUCGACGAAAGAGGAGAUCGAGGCAGGAAAGGGGCUUUGGGAAAUGACCCUGCGUUCAUAUGAAGAUCCGGCGCAAGCCAGAGGCAAGAAAUACAGCUGGGGCAUCCCGGCGAACAACGAACGAGUGGCAAGCCAUUUCACGGCAUUCUCACCCGAAAUCCGUGAAGCGAUUGAUCGAGUACCUGAGGGCGCCUGGAGAGAGUUCUCUGCCUUUUCCGGCCCGAGGCUCCAGCAAGUCAUCGCUAAUGGGAAUACUGCGAUCAUCGGGGACGCGUCCCAUCCCCUGCUAGGCGCUUUCGGCACGGGAGCAGGCUUCGCAAUGGAGGACGGAUGGCUGCUUGCGCAGAUACUUGAGCUCUCCUUGAACCAACACAAGAAGGACAAACCCCGUGCUCUUCAAGAGACUCUUGACCUGUUCGACAAUAUUCGCUCUCCAUACUACCACAAGAUCUACGAUGUGCUCGACGCAAAACCGAAGGACGGCAAGGUUGAUUAUGCCGCGUGGUCACCAACCCCCGGAGGGCCGUUGAACUGGGUUUACUUCCAUGAUAUUGAGGAAGACUGGAAACGGAUAAAGAAGGGAUUCAAAGCCGUGAAUCAAGGCAGUGUUCCCCAAAACAAUACCUAA
Molecule: messenger RNA, 1290 nt
Organism: Diaporthe citri
Lineage: Eukaryota; Fungi; Ascomycota; Sordariomycetes; Diaporthales; Diaporthaceae
Exons: 5
Coding region: 1-1290 (429 amino acids)
Biological process (GO): secondary metabolite biosynthetic process
Molecular function (GO): FAD binding
Source: RefSeq, a predicted model, not a curated record